Poecilia reticulata (guppy) is the source of this 1586-nucleotide messenger RNA. NCBI's taxonomy places the organism in Eukaryota, Metazoa, Chordata, Actinopteri, Cyprinodontiformes, Poeciliidae. The record is from RefSeq and is a predicted model, not a curated record.
UUUAGUUUUUUCCUCCCUCUGCAGGAUGAAGACUCGCGGCGCGACUACGACUACAUGCUGGACCAUCCUGAGGAAUACUACCAGCACUACUACGCCUACUACCGCCGCCGCCUCGCCCCCAAGGUCGACGUCAGGAUCGUCAUCCUGGUCACCAUCUGCGCCAUCUCUGCCAUCCAGUACGUCAGCUGGUGCAGCAGCUACAACAAGGCCAUCAACUACCUGGUGACCGUCCCAAAGUACCGCAUCCAGGCCAUGGAGAUCGCCAAGCAGCAGGGCCUGCUCAGCCGCACCAAGGAGAAGGGCAAGAACCGGCGCUCCAAGGAGGAGAUCCGCGAGCAGGAAGAGGAAGUGAUCCGUGACAUCAUCAAGAACAAGAUCGACAUCAAGGGCGGCUACCAGAAGCCGAGCCUGUCGGACAUCCUGCUGUGCCAGAUGGCGCUGUUCCCCUUCUACCUGAGCCGCUACGUGGCCUGGUACGCCCGCUGGGUGUACCGCUUCACCGUCUGCCGGGAGGAGUACGGCGAGGAGGAGAAGCUCUACCUCAUCAGGAGGAACAUGAAGCUGCCGCAGGCGCAGUUCGACAGUCUGGAGGAAAACACCAAGCAGACGUUCCUGGAGAAGCAGCUGUGGCUCCGAGAAAACUACGAGGCCUACAGGAAGGAGCGCGAGGAGGAGAUGAAGGCGAAGCUGGCGACCGACCCGAAGAUGAAGCGGUACCGCCGCUGGAUGAAGAACGAAGGCCCGGGCCGGCUGACCUUCCCAGAAGACUGAGGGCGGCGCCGCCCAUCCAGAACCAAAACACCUGCCUCAGCGCCGGCUCAACGCCCGACCCGGUCCGACCCGAUCCGGCCCGGCGCCGGCGSACUCCAGCCCGGCUGUUUGCAGCCGUCGCUACAGAUAUUUUCCUACAGACGCGCCUCAGACUGACUGAAGUUUGACGUAUUUCUGUAAUCCAACAUUUUUACCCCAUUAAAAGAAGCAGAUCAAGUCUAUAUUUAAGAUUAAACGACGUUUGUGAUGAUUGUGUUAUUUCCUCCACAUUUCAGCCUUUUAAGCCUGAAACAUAAAUAUAAGUGUCCUUUAAAAAGGCAGCAACAAAUAACCUCCUGCUGCUGGUGAAGCCGUUAAAGACRUGAAUGUUUUUCUGUGGUGCCUGCAGUACCGCAGCGUUCCUCCGGGGGCGAUGGCGAGUCGCUGCGGCGGCUGUGCUGCUUUCUGUUCGCCAUUGUUUAACGGCUAUGCAAUGUGAUGGUUAACGCGACAAAGUGGCCAAAGUUUAGAAGGAGCGAAACGUUUUUAGGAAACGGUUGAAUAAAGAUGGUUUCGGUGUUUUAAAGCACCAACAGAAGUUCUGGUGUAGAAAAUGGAUCCGUUUUCACUGGGAUCUGGUCUGAUUGGGCUGAUUACAAACAGAAAUAAAAAGUUUACAAUGACAUGGUAAUAAACUGUAUUUAUUCAGAUUAGCUGAAUAUGUAAAUCCAGAUCAAGACAUUGUUUAUAAGAACUGUUGGGUCGUUUUAUAUCAACAUUGUUCCUAUAAAUCCUGUUUAUCUGUUGGAUUAAAAAUAAAAUCAGAUUUUUUUUCA